CAAGGACGAGUCCUCAGAGGACUUGUGUUCUAUGAAUAUAUACUGAACACAUCUUAUUGUCCUGGAACAGUUAGCUGUAGUGUAAGUGAAGUAUCAGCCAGGUCAUACGGAACGCUUGUCAGACAUUUCCUGGAUUAUACAGCUGCUCCUAACGGUAGCACGGAUUAUACUUUAAAGACUGUCCUCCAAAACCUCAAUCUAGGAAUUGUAACCAACAUGGCGAUGGCAGCGAAGCUUGUGAAGGAUCCGGUCAAAAGACCUGUGGCAAGACCCUCACCUAAGCGGAAAAGUGGGCAUAAGAGAAAGGAUCGAGAAAUGGAUGCUGAGAUCCGUGAAUUAUUCAGAAUAUUUGACAAGAACCGAGAUAACACUAUUUCAUGCAAAGAACUUGGUAAGGCGUUCAAGGUGUUUGGAUUGCCGUUGUCCGAAGAGGAAGUUCAACAGGUGGCCGAUGAGCUGGAUCCUAGCGGUAGCGGUAAGAUAGAGUACAAAGAGUUCUACAACUUUAUGGUGGAGCACUUAAAGAAGGCCGAAGACCCUCAGAAGCAAGACAACGCCAUUAGGAUGGCUUUCAAGGUGUUCGACAAAAAUGAAGAUGGCUUCAUCGAUGCGUCUGAACUGCGAGCAGUCAUGCAAAACAUGGGAGAACCUUUGUCAGAGAAAGAGGUCAGCGAUAUGAUGAAGGAGGCUGCCGUAGAUGACGACGGGAGGGUCAACUAUGAAGAUUUCAUCAACACGUGGACGGCAGCAGCUACGUCUACGAAAUAGUCUUCCUUG
Haliotis rubra (blacklip abalone) is the source of this 777-nucleotide messenger RNA. Its product is annotated as neo-calmodulin-like. The record is from RefSeq and is a predicted model, not a curated record. The transcript has 6 exons. NCBI's taxonomy places the organism in Eukaryota, Metazoa, Mollusca, Gastropoda, Lepetellida, Haliotidae. Bases 217 to 768 code for a protein of 183 amino acids. Gene Ontology annotation, molecular function: calcium ion binding; enzyme regulator activity.